Lachancea sp. 'fantastica' is the source of this 1620-nucleotide messenger RNA. The record is from the annotation of a GenBank genome assembly. NCBI's taxonomy places the organism in Eukaryota, Fungi, Ascomycota, Saccharomycetes, Saccharomycetales, Saccharomycetaceae.
AUGGAAAAAUGUGGGUUCCAGCCUGGGGCUAAGGCCUCUAGACGUGCACCACGUAAAAUUGGCCAUUUCUUGCUGGCGUUUGUGCUGCUCAGCUUUUUCAUCACUUCUUCUGAGACCUUUCAAGACUAUUGGAGUAGACGGUGGUGGCAAAAGCCCUCGAAGAAAAAUGUCAUUUUCUUCGUUACCGAUGGCAUGGGCCCUGCAUCUUUGUCGAUGACUAGAUCGUUCAGACAGUUUACUCAGAAUUUGACCAGAGACGACGUUUUGGUUUUGGAUCAUCAUUUGGUCGGGUCCUCAAGAACCAUGUCGUCAAGCUCUCUUAUCACCGACUCGGCUGCCGGAGCUACUGCCUUCUCAUGUGCCCUGAAAAGCUACAAUGGGGCCAUUGGCGUUGAUCCAUCAAAACAACCCUGUGGUACUAUUUUGGAAGCGGCCAAAUUGGAAGGAUAUCACACCGGCUUGGUAGUAACUACCAGAAUAACUGAUGCCACUCCUGCGGCUUUUAGCUCUCACGUCGAUUAUAGGUUUCAAGAGGACCUUAUUGCACAACAUCAACUGGGAGAUUACCCACUGGGCCGCAUGGUUGAUCUCAUUAUAGGUGGUGGUAGAACACAUUUUUACUCAGCAGAAGACGCUGUCUAUGGAUCCCGCGGAAGCCGUGGUGAUGGACGCAAUCUUAUCAAAGAAGCAAUUGAAGACGGUUGGAGCUAUGUCGGUAAUCGCAAAGAGUUUGAUUCAUUGGAGAAUGGCUAUAAUGUUAGUCUACCCUUACUUGCACUGAUGGCAGAUUACGAUAUUCCAUUCGAGGUAGACCGUGAUGAUGCCGAGUAUCCAUCUUUAGAAGAGCAAGCCAUGACAGCCGUAAAUGCUCUCACUGAAGCUACUAAAGAUUCCGAUAAGGGCUUUUUCCUUCUCGUUGAAGGAUCCAGAAUCGAUCAUGCGGGUCAUCAAAACGAUCCAGCCGCACAAGUCAGAGAAGUUUUGGCUUUUGAUAAAGCUUUUGAAGCAGUUUUAAAGUACGCAGCAGAGAGCAAUGUGGAAACCAUCUUGAUAUCAACAUCAGACCAUGAAACCGGUGGAUUAGUUACUGCCAAGCAAAUAUCCAAGGCUUACCCCGAAUAUGCGUGGUAUCCAAAAGUUUUGAGUGAAUCUCAACACUCCGGUGAAUAUUUGAGCAAGAAGCUCUUGCGUUACGACGGAAAGAGCAAAGCUGAGUUCAUUGAAAAAACCAUUUUUGAAGAACAUAUGGGUAUUUUUGAUUACAGUAAAGACGAUACGGAUGAACUGCUAAAGCUUACUUCUAUGGAGGAAUUGAAUGAUAAACUGAAUGGAAUGAUAUCCACACGCGCCCAAAUCGGUUGGACCACACAUGGUCAUAGUGCUGUGGAUGUUAAUAUUUAUGCGUACGCAAACCGCCAAAAAACUUGGUUCAACUUACUGAAUGAGCUGCGGGGAAAUCACGAAAACACUGAUAUUGGUCAAUUCAUGGUGGACUAUAUGAAUUUGGAUCUGCAAAAAGUAACUGAUCUGAUCAGAAAAACGAAACACUCUCCCAACGUUUAUGCUGCUGGUUCGAUCAAUUACGAAACCGACGAUUACCACAGGGGUAUGUACGACUGA